This is a messenger RNA of Aphis gossypii (cotton aphid), 1195 nucleotides long. It is a transcript of the gene wbl, whose product is annotated as endoplasmic reticulum resident protein 29. The record is from RefSeq and is a predicted model, not a curated record. Bases 183 to 947 code for a protein of 254 amino acids. The transcript is spliced from 3 exons. Gene Ontology annotation, biological process: protein secretion. NCBI's taxonomy places the organism in Eukaryota, Metazoa, Arthropoda, Insecta, Hemiptera, Aphididae. Gene Ontology annotation, cellular component: endoplasmic reticulum lumen; endoplasmic reticulum.
GUAAUUAAGUAACGACAUUGAAUGAACGUUAUUCAGUUAUUGUAAAAAAAUACGAAUAGUUGUAAUAUAAGUUAUUACUAUUAAUGAUAAUACGUUCUGAUGUGAUUUCGUCAUAAAUCACACGUUUGAAACAUACCUAAUUACAGUAUUAAGUCUGGUAUUCGUAAACCGAACGCUCAUCCAUGUUCUGCUUUGAUAAAAUGCUUUUUUUACAGACCCUGUCGGUAUUCGUGUUGUUUUUUAGCGCGUGUCGUGCUACACAAUCCAAAGGUGUAGUUUCGUUAGACUCGUUGACUUUCGACAAGGUCCUUUCAAAAUUUAAAGUAUCAAUCGUCAAAUUCGACGUGUCGUAUCCAUACGGCGAAAAACACGAAGAGUACGUAAAAUUAGGUUCUGCCUAUCAGUCGGUAGAAGAUUUGCUCGUGGCUGAAGUACCGGUGAAAGAUUAUGGAGAUAAAGACAAUGAAGAUUUGGCCAUCAGGUAUGGUGUAUCAAAAAAAGAUUACCCAGUCGUAAAACUGUUUGUGAACGGCCAGUCAGAGCCGUAUGUGUAUAACGAUGAAGAUUUCAAUCAGGAAAAGUUACAAAAGUUUGUUGUCAAACACAGCAAAGAAAUCUUGUACAUUGGACUUCCAGGUACAUUAGAGAAGUUUGAUGGCUUAGCAUCAGAAUUCGCCAGGGAAAAAUCAGUGGACAAACGCAAAGAAAUAUUGCUGAGAGCUGAGAAACUAUGGGACAUCAGUGAGGGUAAGCAAAAGCAAAAGUCAGCCGAGAUGUAUGUGAAGAGUAUGAGGAAAGCUUUGGAAAAGGGUGACGAGUUUUUCCAAACAGAAACUAUUCGUAUCAACAACGUGCUUAAGGGUUCAAUGACUCAAGAAAAGAAAGCAGACUUAAGUGUUCGUUUAAACAUUUUAGAGUCAUUCAAACUACAGCACGAUGAAUUGUAAACUUGUUUUGUUUGAUAUACUAUUUAUUUUAAAUGGGAUAUUUUUGGGGGUUGUGUUAUUUUUGUAAACUAUUUAUUUUUAAAAGUUCAAAUUUUUAUAAUCAUAUCAUUGGUCAAUGAUGAACAUAUCAAGAGAAGUGCGUUUAUUUUUUUUACAUGUUUUGUUCACAAUAUAAAGCACAAUACUCAUACUUUUUAUUAACAAGUUGUUUAUAAAGUUAAUAAAAAAUAAAAAAUUGUAUUUUAUAA